Penicillium diatomitis is the source of this 474-nucleotide messenger RNA. RefSeq lists its product as uncharacterized. The record is from RefSeq and is a predicted model, not a curated record. The transcript is spliced from 3 exons. The coding region runs from base 1 to 474 and encodes 157 amino acids. NCBI's taxonomy places the organism in Eukaryota, Fungi, Ascomycota, Eurotiomycetes, Eurotiales, Aspergillaceae.
AUGAGGUUCCCUACCGCAGUCACUGCCGGUCUCUUGGCCACUGGAGUCACAGCCUUUGACAAGUACCAACCCUGGGGCAAACGCGACUACUCCUGCAUCAACGUCUACCAAGGCAUCCCCGAGAACGCAACCGUGACGGCCGGUCAAGAAAUCGAACUGCGUUGGAACCGCGAGCCCACCACUCACUGCACCAACCCGCUCGCUGAGUACCCGGCCAGCAACUACUCCAUCUGGCUGUGGAACAACCCCCAACGAGUGCCCAACUCGAUCCACGACGACGCACAGGUGAAGGUUGUCAACAACAUCCCGGCCUCGGCGAACAAGGUGUCGAUUCAGAUUCCGACCGAUUUGCCCAAGGUGAAGGAUGAGUCGGUUUGGUAUUUAAGGCUGGAUACUACCUUGGCCACUGCGCCUCAGAUGCCUUCUAUUUUCAGCGCAGCCGGCCCAUUCACCAUUACCACUGAGAAGGCCUAA